Molecule: messenger RNA, 1166 nt
Organism: Tuber melanosporum (Perigord truffle)
Lineage: Eukaryota; Fungi; Ascomycota; Pezizomycetes; Pezizales; Tuberaceae
Exons: 2
Coding region: 541-828 (95 amino acids)
Biological process (GO): mitochondrial electron transport, cytochrome c to oxygen
Cellular component (GO): mitochondrial envelope
Source: RefSeq, a predicted model, not a curated record
GGGGGGGAAACCUAUUUUUUCCAUCUCGUCCAUCGACUUUCCUCUUCCAACCACAGCCCAUCCAUCCAUCCAUCCAUCGUACAGUCCAUUUCCUCCACUCAAUCUCCACUCAAGUUCCACUCAGCAUUGGCGAGUCAUGUUUACAAGACCGGUGAUCAACACGUUUCGCGGGGCCAUUGUGCCCGCCGUUAGAACAAAGCUCGCCCCCACCGCAGCCACUACAGCCCGCACUUUUACAACGGUGGGGGUCCUUCGCUCCGAAAAGAAGGCCGCGGAUACGUGGCCCAUCCCCGCCAAUGUUAAAACAUUUCAUGGCAAGUCUCACUUUUGUCGCCCCCCUGCCCCGAAUCCAUUGAGUUAGGUUACAUCCACCAACACUGGAAUGACUCUUCGAUUGUAUUCUAUACAGAAAUUAAAACAGAAGAAGACCUCCUCCCCCCCGGAGCCGCCCCAGGAGAGGUCGCGACGGAUUACAACCAAGCCACAGGUCUCGAGCGUCUCGAGAUUCUCGGUAAAAUCGAGGGCAUCGACAUCUUUGACAUGAAACCGCUGGACGCCUCCCGCCGCGGUACCCUCGAUAACCCGAUCGUCGUGCGAAGCCUCGGGAAGGAGAGGUAUCUGGGCUGCACUGGGUACCCCGCUGACAGCCACAACACCAUCUGGUUGACCGUCAGCAAGGAUAGGCCGGUUGAGAGGUGCCCCGAGUGCGGCGGUGUGUAUAAAAUGGAAUACGCGGGGGCUGAGGAGGAGCAUCAUGGGCACGAUGAUCACCACGGCUACGUCGAACCGAAAUCUAUGGCCGACUUUGUCAGGCCCGAGUAUAGAUAGACAGACAGACAGGUGGUUGGAUGGCGAGACCUGCGGAGAGCCCCGGUUUCCCUCUUUAUCUUCAUUCCUCUCCCUUCCUCCCCCUCUUUCCUUUCCUCUGUUUUUCUCUUUUUGCUUUGCCGUCACUCUACCUUUGUCCUCGAAUCGAGGACGAUCGCUAGGUGCAUUAUCUGGGCUUGUGGGCUACCGGUAUACGUUGUGCAUGGGAUGGGUGGUGUGCGGGGCGGGGCGUCGUCGUUGUGAAUAGUCAUUUGGUUUUUCUUUCUUUUUUUUUUUUGUGGAUUUUCUUUUUUUGUUUGGAAAAAAACCACAAAAACAAAGAAUAUAUAUCCCUUUUA